This is a messenger RNA of Corticium candelabrum, 1332 nucleotides long. RefSeq names its product hemicentin-1-like. Gene Ontology annotation, molecular function: protein binding. Lineage: Eukaryota; Metazoa; Porifera; Homoscleromorpha; Homosclerophorida; Plakinidae. The record is from RefSeq and is a predicted model, not a curated record. Bases 97 to 1332 code for a protein of 411 amino acids. The transcript is spliced from 5 exons.
AACACGCAAACUCUUGUCGUCAUUAUUGUUUGCUGUUUGAGCCGACGGCAACAACGGUCGGAUAGAAGUGUUUCCGCCUGCUUUACCGUCACCGUUAUGAUUGUGUUGCGAGUACUGACGUGUUUGACUUUAGUGUCGCUGUCAGGCGGUCAGACACUGAAUCUGUAUGAGAAUGUUACACUGAUUGGUGGAUGGACUGUCUACCCUAUUAGCUACAUCGUCGUGGAGAAUGCGAGUGUUGCGUUAUGGUGCAAGCGGGAUGACACAGUCAUUCCUGUGUAUCAGGUUAAAUCGUUUGACGAGACCACUUUUGGAAAUGCGAUACAGAAGUUUGGGCUCUCAUAUGAAUCUGGGACACUAAAACUCAACAUUGACAGAUUCAGUAAGAAAUACGAAGGUGAUUGGCGGUGUUAUGCAACGGUGCUAGAUGCUAAUCUUAGAGCUACGACUCAUACUGGUCCAGUUCGUAAGGUAGAGCUUGCAGUUGCUCCUACCAUCAGUCAGUUUACUGCUCCCAAUACCAACUUGUCGGAUUCCGUGACGAUUACUUGUGGAUCUCCUGAAGCUAAACCAGAUUCUUCUUACCUGUUCAUCAGACGGCAGAAAACAGGACAGAUACUGAAAAAUGCCUCACUUACAAAAACUGUGAGCUAUACUAUUGACAAAGUCAAAGAAACUGAUGCUGGACUAUACGAGUGUGUUGGUGAAAACAAGGCUGGACGUAGAAGCGGGACAGUGUAUUUUACAGUUCAGACUGUUCCUCAUACUCUCAUUCUAAACGGACAAAACAGUUACACAAUCAGUCAAAUGGAUAACAUCAUAUUUAGAUGCGAGUCUUCAGGCAUUCCAGUGCCAGGAAUUUGGUGGUUUCAUGAUGACCAAAUGCAAAAGGCUGGUGAGCAAGGAAGCAGUAUAUUGACUAUCACAUCUGCAAAGAAAAUCGACACGGGCACUUACACAUGUGAAGGAAAGAAUGAUGCAGGAGUGGACAUGGAUACAGUUGUUCUUCAAGUGAGAGUUCCACCUGAUGCACCAACUAACUUGACGGCUAACGGAAGAACAAAUGUUUCUAUCACUUUGUCAUGGACAGCUGGAUCUGAGAACUUCAGUCCAAUUGAUGGAUAUGAAGUGAUCUAUAGACAGACCGGAUCUAGUGAUUGGAUGAUUGCUGGAAACUUCAGUGAUGGAGGAACUACGACAGAACAGCUGGUCGAGGGAUUGAUACCAUUGACUGAUUAUGACUUUAGAGUGAGAGCCAGGAAUGCUAUUGGAGAAGGCGAAUUCAGUGACAUAGAAAAACUGAUAACACAUCCUAAUGGCAAGAAAUGCUAA